AUGGCCGCCGCUGUGUCUUUGUCGGCCAUCCGCAUCGCGGGGCUGGCUUCGCCUCCCGUCAACGAGGCAUUGUCUGGGAUAUUUGGCAGCAUUAGCUUAACGUCGUGGAUAUGUCUUUUGCUGCCCCAGCUCAUUACCAACUACAAAUCGCAGAGCGCCGAUGGGCUGUCGAUGGCAUUUCUCUUCGUCUGGAUGGUUGGGGAUAUAGCCAACUUGAUUGGCGCACUCUGCACUCACCUCGCCCCGACUGCAAUUGCUCUCGCCUGCUACUUCUGCGUUGCCGACCUCGUCUUGAUCGUUCAAUGCCUUUACUACAACGCCAAGAAUGCCCACCGAGCACGCAGACACCGAUCGCAGCACCGCGGGCAAAACGGCGCCGCAGUCAAUGACGAGGACGAGGACGGCGAUGUGGAGGAUGAGCCGCUUCUUCGCCGACGGAGGAGCUCCAGCAUCGGCCUGCCCGGGUCGCACCGCCGCCAUUCCACCCGGCGCUCCGAGUCCAAUCUCGACCCGCUGACCCGCAUCGUCACGGGCGAGGACGAUACCCCCGACAGCAACCCCUGGCUGCACAACACCGUCAGCCUGCUGGCCGUGUGGGUGGUUGGCGCUGCGGGAUACUAUGCCUCGUACCACAUGGGUGCUUGGGACGGGGCGCCCGAGGUCCCGGACCCGGAGAUCCCCGAGUCGCAGACUGCGCUGGAGAUUGUCGGCCUGGCUCUGGGGUACUUCAGCGCCGCGUGCUAUCUGUGCGCUAGAAUUCCUCAGAUUGUCAAGAACUACCGUGAAAAGUCCUGCGAAGGACUCGCUUUACUCUUCUUCCUGCUCUCGCUGACUGGUAACCUCACAUAUGGCGCCAGCCUGGUUGCAUAUGAUCAGAGUGGUGAUUACCUCCUGACUGCCCUGCCGUGGCUCCUGGGCUCCCUAGGAACCAUUGUGGAGGACCUGGUCAUCUUCUUCCAGUUCAGGCUCUACUCGCCCAGCAAGGAGCCGAAACCGCCCGCUCAGAGCACUGAGACCUAUGGGACUGUCUAG
Thyridium curvatum is the source of this 1032-nucleotide messenger RNA. RefSeq lists its product as uncharacterized. NCBI's taxonomy places the organism in Eukaryota, Fungi, Ascomycota, Sordariomycetes, Thyridiales, Thyridiaceae. The transcript is spliced from 4 exons. The record is from RefSeq and is a predicted model, not a curated record. Gene Ontology annotation, biological process: basic amino acid transmembrane export from vacuole. Gene Ontology annotation, cellular component: fungal-type vacuole membrane. The coding region runs from base 1 to 1032 and encodes 343 amino acids.